Molecule: messenger RNA, 1161 nt
Organism: Meloidogyne enterolobii
Lineage: Eukaryota; Metazoa; Nematoda; Chromadorea; Rhabditida; Meloidogynidae
Source: the annotation of a GenBank genome assembly
AUGGAGUAUUUAUUUAGGUAUAAUCCAGGAGAUGUGUUAAUGGUAUUACCAGAGAAUUUAAUUAAUUCAUUAGAAAUGGCUAAAAAUGUUUUGAUCAAAUGUAAAAAUCUUUGGGAUUUACCUAUGUCAAUUUGUAGAAGUAGUUCAAAUGUUCCAAUAUCACCUCAAUUUCAUUGGUUGUGGCGUAAUGGCUCUCAAUGCUUUGUUUGCUUGUUGGGUGUUGGGUUUUGUGGUGUAAGGGUUGUAGCCUCCCAAAGCUUGACUCUCUCUGCUUUGUUUCAAUAUUAUUUUGAUCUUCAAUGCAUCCCCAAAAGAAGUUUUAUUAAAAAAUUUGCUUCAAUAGCAGAAGAUGAACUUGAAAAAGAGCGAUUGUUGGAAUUAUGUUCUCCUGAAGGAAUUGAUGAUUAUUAUGAAUAUUGUAUUUAUUCAAAACGUUCAAUAUGCGAAUUUUUGAGAGAUUUUCCGCAAACUUCAGCAUUAUUAACAAUUGGACAUUUUCUCGAUUUUUUCCCUAUAAUUCGUUCAAGAGCUUUUAGUAUAGCUUCAUCUCCAAGUGGGCAUUUAAAUGAAAUUCAAAUACUUGUUGCUAAAGUUAAAUAUAAUAUUAGAAGAAUAAAAACGCCAAGGUUUGGUUUGUGCAGCAACUUUUUAUGUUCAACAAAUCCAGGCCAUCAAGUUUAUGCACGUAUUAGUCCAGGAAUAUUUAAAUAUGAUAAAGAACAAGUUACUCCAUAUAUUUUAAUUGGACCUGGAACUGGUGUUGCUCCUUUUCGUUCAAUGAUUGUUGAAAAUGAAUUUAAUAGAAAAUGCCCAAUUACUCUAUUCUUUGGUUGUCGAAAUGAAGCAAUGGAUUUUUAUUUUAAAGAUGAAUGGUCAAAUUAUAAAAAUUUAAAUUUAUUUACUGCAUUUUCUCGUGAUCAGGAGGAGAAGAUUUAUGUUCAGCACAAAAUAAGUGAAAAUCCAAAGGAAUUGUGGAAUUUAAUAAAUUGUGGAGGAGCAAAAAUAUUCAUAGCGGGUAGUGCUGGUGAUAUGCCAAAACAAGUAAUUAAUUCAUUUAAACAAGUGUUUAUUCAAGAGGGAAAAAUGUCUGCUGAAGAAGCUGAUAAAUUUGUGGAAUUAAUGGAAAAGAAAAAAUUAAUUCAAUAUGAGACGUGGAGUUGA